Otolemur garnettii (small-eared galago) is the source of this 818-nucleotide messenger RNA. It is a transcript of the gene PRDX5, whose product is annotated as peroxiredoxin 5. The transcript has 6 exons. Gene Ontology annotation, molecular function: thioredoxin peroxidase activity. Gene Ontology annotation, cellular component: peroxisome; mitochondrion; cytoplasm. The coding region runs from base 38 to 673 and encodes 211 amino acids. Lineage: Eukaryota; Metazoa; Chordata; Mammalia; Primates; Galagidae. Gene Ontology annotation, biological process: hydrogen peroxide catabolic process; cell redox homeostasis; cellular response to oxidative stress. The record is from RefSeq and is a predicted model, not a curated record.
CGGCUGGGGGCGGAGUAGUUGUGGUCACGCUGCGGGUAUGGGAGUGAGUGGGCUAUUCGUUUUGAGACGCCGAACUGGCUCUCUACUCGCUGGUGCAGCAGCGGCGGCAGCAAGACCGCAGCCGAAAGGAGCAGAAGGGUGGGUGCCUGGCAGGGCCCACAGGUUCAGCAGCGCCGCCGCAGCCAUGGCCCCGAUCAAGGUGGGAGAUGCUAUCCCCCAUGUGGAGGUGUUUGAAGGUGAGCCAGGAAACAAGGUGAACCUGGCAGAACUGUUCAAGGGCAAGAAGGGUGUGCUGUUUGGAGUUCCUGGGGCCUUUACGCCUGGCUGUUCCAAGACCCACCUGCCAGGGUUUGUGGAGCAGGCUGAGGCUCUGAAGGCCAAGGGGGUCCAGGUGGUGGCAUGUCUAAGUGUUAAUGAUGUCUUCGUAGCUGCUGAGUGGGGACGAGCUCACAAGGCAGAAGGCAAGGUUAGGCUCUUGGCUGACCCCACUGGUGCCUUUGGGAAGGAAACAGAUUUAUUACUAGAUGAUUCAUUGGUGUCCCUCUUUGGGAAUCGACGGCUUAAGAGGUUCUCCAUGGUGAUAGAAGAUGGUGUAGUAAAGACCCUCAAUGUGGAACCCGAUGGCACAGGACUCACCUGCAGCUUGGCACCUAAUCUCAUGUCACAGCUCUGAGGCCCUGGUCCUAGGCUUGUUUCCUCUACCCGAUCCCAUCUCACUUGCCAACCCUGGGCAGAAGGGCCCAGCCCAGCCUGUGCUGGGCCUGCCCAUUGGAACCUUGGCAAAAUUUCUAUAAUAAACACUUCUGGUUCAUGCCUGU